Molecule: messenger RNA, 2220 nt
Organism: Bicyclus anynana (squinting bush brown)
Lineage: Eukaryota; Metazoa; Arthropoda; Insecta; Lepidoptera; Nymphalidae
Exons: 11
Coding region: 2-1882 (626 amino acids)
Source: RefSeq, a predicted model, not a curated record
GAUGCCGUCCGGAGUCAUUUUUAUCGUGCAUAUUCCCUCUAGCAACUACGAACACGUACUUAGAUUCGGCAAACCGAAAGAAAUAUUGCCGAUAGAGGAUUCUAACGCGAAGAAAUGCUAUUUACAAGUGGAAUUGCGCAAUAAAAAGUCGAGAAGUAUACCCAUACAUUUAACACAGAGCGUAUACGGCGAGAAUUACAAUCCGACUUUGGAAAAUAUAAAUGAAGACGACGAAUUCAUUACCAUGGAAAGCAUUUUACAAGAACUGCUACGCAAACUAAACGUGGAGCCCGUGGUAUGGGUGAGCGACAAGCUAGGGAAUUACUAUGAGGUGGAGUUCCCGCUGCCUACGGGGGACCGAUGCGAGACCAUGCUCCAUUGUCUCACUCAACUGGGCAUUGGGGUCUGCAAUAAAUCCAUCGUCAGUGUUUUGCCCUGUAACGUGGUACACUCAGCUAUAGGCGUUGCAGAGGAUGGCGAUGAUCUCAUGCUAAACAAAAAUGAAGACGCAAACCGUUGGCGUAGCUUCGUAGAAUCGAUUCGUUCGAAGCUGACAGUGAAACAAGUCGUCGACGGCGUCCGGGGCGGCGGAGAGUUGUCAUUCGAUUAUCUCACUUUAAUUAUAACAGCCGAUUCCCUAGCAGCUUUAGGUCUGGUAGAGAACAACGCUUCAAACAUCGUAGCCGCCAUGCUAGUCUCUCCGUUGAUGGGGCCGGUGAUGUCGAUAACCUUCGGAACCAUCAUCGCGGACCGAAGCCUGGUGAGGAGCGGCUUCGAGAGUCUCAUCCUGGGAAUGUUCCUCUCGUUAUUGUUCGGCUUUAUAUUUGGACUGAUCCUGGGAACAACUGAAAUGCCCUGGGGUUUUGGUGAUUGGCCUACUGAGGAAAUGAAAUCUAGAGGAAACGUCCGCUCGUUAUGGAUGGGUGUACUAUGGGCUCUGACUUCUGGCACGGGCGUGGCGCUCGCCCUACUGCAAGGUAGCGCCGGGCCCUUGAUAGGCAUCGCUAUAUCAGCUUCUUUGCUGCCGCCUGUUGUGAAUUGCGGCUUAUACUGGGCGUUGGCCUGUAUAUGGCUGUUGUAUCCAGGCGUGAAAAUACCUCACAUCAAAGGGGAGCCGUACUACGGGAACGCAUCUUACGUGCCGCUCUACCACCCCUACCUACCCAUCGAGUUCGCUGUCAACGGAAUCGUCAGCUGCUGUCUAACCAUCGUGAACGUGAUAUGCAUAUUCAUAACGGCCAUCAUGUUCCUGAAAAUCAAAGAAGUUGCAGCGCCUUACACCUCCACUCCUGACCUGAGGAGGUUCUGGGAGCAGGACAUCAAGGUGGUCCGGGAAGCCAAUAGAGCCACUUUACAACGAGCCGAGGACGACGAACGAGCCGAAUUGGUCUUAGAGGACUUGAACCAAAGCGAAGACGAAGGAGUGAAGGAGCGCUUAGAAGCCGCUGUGCAAGAGGCCCUCGAUGACGAGACUUAUAGGAAAGUCAAGAGGAUGAGUUAUCAAAGUCACAAUGCUGAUGAGGUAAUUCGCACAAUCGGGUUACAACCGCGAUCGCCAGCAUCGGUUCGAUCCAGUCUGAUCGCGUCGGGUCGAGCCACGCCGCAGACCAAGGGCUCCAAUAUGAACGAUAUCGCUGCCUUGGACAAACUGCUGACGUCACUGCUGGGGCUCCAAAACAAGAGAACCAGAUCUUUCAGGUCACAUUUCGGCACACCUAGAGCCAGCCGGUUGCCAACAUUGGACGAGCGCGGAAGGAACCGACGCUCAGAAUCGUGGCCGGAGAGAAUAUUUGAAGAGUCCAUCGUUCGUAAUGUGCUCAACAGCGUCAGAGCAAGCAAGAGGAGUUCCGCCGUCGAAGAACCUUUUUUAACGCCUCAGUGAAACAUAGGAAUCUACUUUAGGCUCAGACCAAUUAUAGAAGGACCUGUAUCGCAUUCAUAUUCACAAACAAAAUUGUCUGUCAUUUUCUGAGGAAAACGAGCUUAGUUUUGGUAUAUAUCUUAUACUAAACUAGAAGUCUUUGUCCGUUUUUUACACCAUUCAACUACACAAAAAGGUAUUUUUCGGAGCUCUUUGACCGACGAACACGAUUAUAACUAUUUAACAUCGAUUCUAUAGAGACAGCUUUUAUAAUCGCAUUAGAUCGUUGAUCAUAUACUAUGACAGAAAAGUAAUACCUAGCGAGGCAGGUCAUAUACAAUAGUUGGUCUAGGCUAUUU